AAACUGCUUGAAAUAAAACUACACUGUGGCGGUGAACUACCAGCGCGUCUCAAAAUCAGUGGUAUUCGUGCUGAAAAAGCGCCAGAAAUUGAAACAAGCCCAACUUCCACCAGGCAAGAUGUGCAGUUAUACAAUGCUAAGCACCCAUUUCGCCACAAAUCAACAUGCUCGCCGGCGCUACCGUAUCCGUCAGCAAAUUUGUUUAGCCGUUGUUCACUUGAUGAUUAUGUGAAGUGCAUGAAAAAAAGAUGGUUUACGCAACAGUAG
Gongylonema pulchrum is the source of this 267-nucleotide messenger RNA. The record is from the annotation of a GenBank genome assembly. Lineage: Eukaryota; Metazoa; Nematoda; Chromadorea; Rhabditida; Gongylonematidae.